AAAAGAUUUAAAAUGAUUAGUGGAGCAUUCCGAAGAUCAUUUAUAGGCAGAGCUCACUUUGGUCUUGUUUCAGAAUAUAAUAGCAGAGUCAAUUAGAAGUUAUACAAGGGAGUACAAGUAUCAGAAGCACCACAAUUCUUCACUACAUCUGCAAGACCAGGAAAUUUUGGAGAUCAUAUUGAUUUCAAAGUUCAAAUGGAUAAUUGGUUUGAUGAGAAUAGAGUUCAUAAUGAACACGAGACUGAAAUUAAAAGAACAUAAAUUUAUGCAUUGAAUGCUGUCUAUUAUGGUGGAUUACUCUCCUUUGCAAGAUUGUUUGCAGUUGGAAUUAUUGGCAGAUUAGAUGGUUGGAAGAGAUAUGACAGAGACACAUACCUCGAGAUGGACAUCGGAGAUUUACCACCAGGUGAAGUCAUGUAAAUCGUAUGGAAUGGUACACCAGUAUUCAUUAGAAGAUUGACUUAAUAAGAAAUUAAGGAUGAAGAUAACUUACCAAAAGAAACAAUUUUAGAUCCAAGUUCUGAAGUUGUUCUUACUAAUUGUGGAAACACUAAAGUCUUGGUUGUUAGUGCAUUGUGUACUCAUUUAGGAUGCAUUCCAAUCCCAUAUUUAGGUGCUUAUAAUGGUUGGGUCUGCAUUUGUCAUGGUUCAGUUUAUGACAAAUAUGCAAGAGUGAGACAAGGACCUGCAUUGUAAAAUUUACCAUUCAUUAAUAACUCAAUCUAUGAUGAUGUUAUCGUCUGUAUCGAAGAAAUGAAAUUCCCAAGAGAACCAAGUUAAAGAUAUUGGACUUGAAACAGCAAUACAUAUAUAUUAUAUUAAAUAACACAACAAUCAAUAUU
This is a messenger RNA of Paramecium tetraurelia, 842 nucleotides long. RefSeq lists its product as uncharacterized. The transcript is spliced from 5 exons. Gene Ontology annotation, cellular component: membrane. Gene Ontology annotation, biological process: mitochondrial electron transport, ubiquinol to cytochrome c. The record is from RefSeq and is a predicted model, not a curated record. NCBI's taxonomy places the organism in Eukaryota, Ciliophora, Oligohymenophorea, Peniculida, Parameciidae. Gene Ontology annotation, molecular function: quinol-cytochrome-c reductase activity; 2 iron, 2 sulfur cluster binding.